Molecule: messenger RNA, 1845 nt
Organism: Galendromus occidentalis (western predatory mite)
Lineage: Eukaryota; Metazoa; Arthropoda; Arachnida; Mesostigmata; Phytoseiidae
Product: digestive cysteine proteinase 2
Exons: 7
Coding region: 23-1729 (568 amino acids)
Biological process (GO): proteolysis
Molecular function (GO): cysteine-type peptidase activity
Source: RefSeq, a predicted model, not a curated record
CGAGCCGUCAGAAAGAUGGAAGAUGGACCUCAUGGAGAAAACCUUCGACCUUGCGAUCAGUUCCAUCUUUUUCUUUAUAGUGGGCGUGCCAGCCCCCAGCAAUGAGGAUCCGGCGCCCCCGACCUUCGCAGAUGCCUAUACAGCUAGUGGAUUCAUUCUUCUGCCGUACGCCACAUUGAGAGAGCCUUUCACCGCAAACUACGACGCGAAACAGAAAAAAUCUCGAAUCGACUACUACGAUGGAACGAUGAAAACGUUCCAAAUCAACACUCCCUACACGGAGAGUCCCAACGGCGCGAACUUCAAGAUCGUGUGGAGCCCUAAUCGCGCUCACGUUGUGGAAGAAGUCUGUUACCAGGCCAACGCUACCGAGGCCGCACCGGUGAAUGUACAGAGUGUGUUCCCGGAUCUCCACUGGUUCAAGUUUGCAGGCGAAGUGGACUGCGCCGACGGGCUGUCUGAUCCGAACCUCGUCGCAAAAAAGAAAUGCAUGACAUGGACGAAUGUGACCACGAAUUUCGGUCGGAAUAGCACCUACACGUUCUACGCAAUAAAGGACAAAGACACCUAUAUUCCAGUCCGUUACACCAUGCUCGGUUACGACUCGCUUUUCGGCUCUCAUUACGACCUAUACGAAAUGAUCUACACCAGCUAUACCACUGGGGCUCAAGACGCGACCGUUUUCGACGUUGUGAAGGUGGCCGCAGCGGGAAGGUGUGUUCCCUACCCCGAAGGAUCAGGGCUCUCCUCCGGACAUCUCUUCAAUCCAAUGAGAGUCUUCAUCCAUCGCGACGAAAGUCACGUCGAUGAGCACUUCGAGCACUUCAAGAAGCAACACUCGAAGCGCUACGAAGACGCUGAUAAUGAAAAGCUACGCAAGGACAAUUUCCGUAACAAUCAACGCUACAUCGACUCGAUGAAUCGCAAGAAUAAGGACUUCAAAUUGAGAAUCAACCAUCUCGCUGACCUUCAUCAAGAUGAGAUGAAGUUCCUACGCGGCAGGAAGUACGUCGCUGGACCGAACGGCGGCAAAGUUUUUCCCGCCGAGAACUUCAUCGGCCGGGAACUGCCCGACUCCGUUGAUUGGAAGCCUAGAGGAGUGGUCACCGAGGUGAAGGAUCAGGCUAUCUGCGGCUCAUGCUGGAGUUUCGGAGCUACCGGGAAUAUCGAGGGCAUGUACGCUCGCAAGCAUGGGAAGUUGGUCAGAUUCUCCGAGCAACAAUUGAUCGACUGCUCAUGGAAGUUCGGCAACGGGGGUUGCGAUGGGGGUCAGGACUACCAGGCCUACCAAUACAUCAUGCAACACGGAUUGUCCACCGACAAGGAAUACGGAGCUUACAUGGGCAUCGAUGGAAAAUGCCACGAUGGUCCUGCGCUUAAAAGAGAACUUCCGACUCUGCUUGGAUACGUGAACGUCACCGGGGAGAAUGAUCUGAAGAGAGCUGUGGCUUUUGUCGGUCCCAUAUCCGUCGGGAUCUUCGCUGCUUUGCCAUCCCUCUCUUUCUACCAUACGGGGAUUUUCAAUGACAAAGACUGCAAGAACGGCCUCGCUGAUCUGGACCACGCAGUUCUAGCAGUCGGUUACGGAGUCAGCCACGAGGGUGAGGCUUUUUGGAUCGUUAAAAACUCCUGGUCUACUCUUUGGGGUGAUGACGGCUACGUGAAGAUCGCUAUGAAGAAUAAUAUCUGCGGGGUGACCACGGCUGCUACCUAUGCACUCGUCCCGUGAAGACUGUAACUAUUCGAAAUUGUCGGAGUCAGAGAUAAAUAAAGAAGGCUCCGUAUAGGCUAUCUUUGGCUAUACGGGUUCAUCGGAUCCCCACCAAGGGUCUUUUCGACAUUAAA